CAAAAUACCAGUGUUUUUACACACAAAGUAUUAAAACAUCCUUCAUUUUGGACAGAUCCUAAGUCAUCUGAUUUUUAUUCAAAUGAUGAUCCACAGCUGAGACAGUCCCAAGGUCCUUCCUACACAUAGCUCUCUUGAAGUUUUUCAGGCCUGGUGUGGCUUUUAGAACAGCUCAGAGUCUGCUUUCUAUUGCUCCGUGGGCCCUUUGGAAGAAUGAUGAGAUGGGAAUGCCCUUAGUUGGGGCUGCUGUGUGUGGAUGGCAUUACUUCUGCCCAGCCACUUCUUGCUCAGAGGUCUCAGAAGAUAUCACUGUGUAGCUUCUACUGCUGAAGCCUGGCUUAGCAUCCUGCAACGUACCAGGGGCAACAGUCAUUUUAAUCUUUCUGACCUUCUAGGGUACUGCUAUAGCCAGGGCCAGUCUGUUUACCUAGCUGCUAGAUAAAGACACCAAGCAUUUACCGUGUGUCAGAAAUUUCAUUAGGGAGAGGGUAGAGAAUGUUAGCAAGACACUGUUCUCCCUUAGUAGAAGUGUUACAAGAAAAGAGACAAGCUUGGAACCUACAACAAACACACAGAUAUGGAGACAGAAACGUUCUCCCAAAUACAACCAAGUGUUUUGUGGGAGCAAAGAAGGGGCUGUGGCGGAGGAUGGAGAAGGGUGGGGUGAUCUGAGAAGAUGGCUGGUAUGCUCCCUAAAGCAUAAUAAGGAGUCCAUCUGCGAGGCUCAGAAGGAAACAACCGUAGAGUAACUGCUGGCAGCAUGUCCCAGGAUUCAGAGAGAGAGAGAAUAAAAGAGUGGAGCUCCAUGGACCAGGGUGAAGGUUUGUUCCCAGUGCUAGAGAGAAUCGCUGGAAUGCUCAAAGGAGGGAAGAGCAUGAUCCACUUUCAACAGCUGAUCCCACUGUUCUGUGGAAAGCCUAUCACAGGAGGCAAUAGCAGCUAUGGGAUGCCAGCAAGGACUCUCCUGCAAAGACCAUGGGUAGGAAAGAAGUUGUCCUACACCAUGGCAUAACAGCAGAGAUAGGCAUAGGGAAAGUUUUAUGUACAAAAACACACAUUUAAAAGCAUAUAUUUUAUAAACCAUGUCUCAGACAUGAGCUCUCAACUUUCCAUUAUGAUGGUAAAUAAAACUAGAGAACAGCAGCAACAAAAAGGCCAGGAAACAGAAGGAAUGAGCUAAAAUGGAAAGAUCCUGAACGUGUGCUCUCAUUUCUUCUUCCCACCUCAGUGAUCAAAGCUGGGGUAGGCUUUCCUCCCAAACAUCUUCCUCUCUAUCGAAGUGGAUCUUAACCAGAUCUGGAAUUAUAUAAAUAUCUGAAGAGAAAAUGUUCCUGAAUGUAACAAGUUAGGUGUGGCCAUGCAUUUGAGCCUUGCAGAAGAUGCCCACGGAAGCCGUAAGCCAGGGACGCUGAAGGAAGAGGAGAGCCUAAUUCUGGCACAAAAUUUCCAGCACACCUAUGCAGCACACAGGUCUGAGGCGAAACUUCCACUUCAAAAUAAAGGAGAGGAAGGAAAAGAAGAUGGGAUGUUUAAGAAUAAUCAUCAUGACUACAAGGAAAAAGUGGAGGCCAUUAUUAAGAACAUUAAUACCGUUUCUUUGGAGGUGAAGAAGAUGAAAGAACUCUCCCAGAUCCUACUCUGUGACCUCAAUCUCCAUUUUGGUCAGUACAAGAAGACAGAGGAUCUCAAGGAUGCAGAAACGAACCAACCAUUUGAGGAGCCUGAGAUACCAGAUGUAGCCCUUGCUUCUAUCAGUUUAUCUGACUGAAUUUUUUGUGUGUGUGUCUGUUUUGAAUUUCUGGUUUUGUUGACUUAAAAAUCUACUAAGUUUAGUAAUAUAACCUAAAACAGUAUAAAGUUAUAAAUAAGCAUAUAAUCUUCCUGAAAGCUGUUUUUCUUUUCUUAAAUGCCUCAAAGGGAAACUGAUUCCAUUAAUAGUGGAAGUCUGAUGUUGGACAUUGGCCUGUCUGUGUUUGAUGUGCUGUCCAUGCUCUCCCUGCAAUAGACAGGCUUCCUCCAUGUGCUGUGUAGAAGGCAGUAGCAUAGUAGCAGAUAGAUCUGCCUUUGGGGGACUCUAUAAAGGACUGAUUUUCUAUAUCUGAGAGGGACCCUGAAAGGCCUAACUUAGGAAAGAUGUUAAUCUUUGAGUAGAGUGAGCAAUGACCCCGGCUGGGGGCAUAAGGCCCAUGACUCGGAUGGGAAAGGCUCUGGCAGAGAACAGAAUGGAAAUCACAUGAGUUACUAGUCCUGAAAACAGAGACUCCCGUGAUUGCAGUCAUAGGAGUGUAAGAGAAUUCCUUACCCACAAGGUUCAUUUAUCCUUUAUCCUGAGACUCAAAUACUUUCCUUGUUGCUGUGAGUAAGCACCUGGUAAGAAGCAACUUAAGGGAAGAAGGGUUGGUUUUAGCUUAUAUUUUGAGGAGAUAUGGUUGAUCAUGGCAAGGAGGUGAAAGUGGUAGACUGUGAGGCUGCUGGCCACAUUGUGUCCAUCAUUGUGAAGCACAAAGAGGCUGUGAAAUCUCCGUGCUCUGCACACUCGACCCACAGUUAGGGUGGAUCUUUCCUCCUCCAUUAAACGUCUCUGAAAACAUCCUCACAGACACCACCUUAUGUGACUCUAAAAUCCAGGUGACAAUUUUAACCAUCAUAACUAGGAAGAGAUGAUUUAUGAUCUACCAUGUCCUUAAUUUUCAUCACUUUUAACUGUAAAAAAAAAAAAAAGAGUUUCAUAAAGCAUGACACAAACUGAUCUUAUUCUAUCACGGAGCCUGCAGUAUUCUGCUACCUUCUCCCCAGGACCUCGCUCUGUAUUUCAUACAGUAUAGACACUAUAAAUCCCUGUUGGACAUCCUGCUGUGGAAACAUAACUAAUACAGCAUUUUCAGUUUUAGAUUUUCCAGGUCCUGGAUCCUAAAUUAAGAACUCGGGGUUUGUAAGAGCAAGGUUUUACCAAAUAACAUAAUUGUCACUGGCUAAGCAUUUUCACAUUCUAUCUACUCCUUAGUGUGUCCUUAAUGACCUGGUGACUUCUGAGGUUCCACCCCCAAAAGAGUUGUUCUUUAACACAUGAAAAUAAAAGUACAGAAUAUUCCUUUCCAUGUUAAAAUUUUGUAGAUCAAAGAAAUCAAAACUUUUUGUCAAUAAAAGUAACAAUGAUUCCAAUAGUCACAAGGGAAUGAGAUUGGAAGAACAAGGACUGUCAGCGUUCAGUGAAUACCACAUUAUGGCUUGCUAAACAUGAACAGCACUGCAAAUUCUUUUCUGCCUACACUGAUGAUAUCUUGAUAAAACUUACAGUGGUGAGGGGAACUACUGUGAAUUGGAAAUUCAUUUACUAUACAUAACCUAUUGAACAUCAGAGCUCAGUCUAGCCUGCCUUAAAC
Molecule: messenger RNA, 3383 nt
Organism: Psammomys obesus (fat sand rat)
Lineage: Eukaryota; Metazoa; Chordata; Mammalia; Rodentia; Muridae
Gene: CUNH5orf58
Product: chromosome unknown C5orf58 homolog
Exons: 5
Coding region: 1358-1768 (136 amino acids)
Source: RefSeq, a predicted model, not a curated record